GCGCAGUGAGAGGCAGCACUUAAGCCGCCGCCCCUUUCCUUGCCCUCGAUCCUUCCUCCUCUCUUUCUCUUCCUCUUCCUCUCUUUCUUCUCACCACCUUUUGGCUCCCUCCCUCAUCCAAUCUAUCUCAUCGUUAUUCACUAAUCUAUCGCAAUGGAAGACGAAGUUGCUGCCCUCGUCAUCGACAACGGUUCGGGAAUGUGCAAGGCCGGUUUCGCCGGUGAUGACGCCCCGAGAGCUGUCUUCCCCUCGAUCGUCGGUCGUCCCCGUCACCAGGGCAUCAUGGUCGGUAUGGGCCAGAAGGACUCGUACGUUGGAGACGAGGCCCAGUCAAAGAGAGGUAUUCUCACCCUGAGAUAUCCUAUCGAGCACGGUAUUGUCACCAACUGGGACGAUAUGGAGAAGAUCUGGCAUCACACUUUCUACAACGAGCUCCGAGUUGCGCCUGAGGAGCACCCGAUCCUGUUGACUGAGGCUCCUAUCAACCCCAAGUCCAACCGUGAGAAGAUGACCCAGAUUGUGUUUGAGACCUUCAACGCGCCUGCUUUCUACGUCUCGAUCCAGGCUGUUUUGUCGCUCUACGCUUCCGGACGUACCACUGGUAUUGUUCUUGACUCUGGCGAUGGUGUUACCCACGUUGUUCCUAUCUACGAGGGCUUCACUCUCCCGCACGCUAUUCUCCGUGUUGACAUGGCUGGUCGUGAUUUGACUGAUUACCUCAUGAAGAUUUUGACUGAGCGAGGAUACGGCUUCAGCACGACUGCCGAGCGUGAGAUUGUCCGUGAUAUCAAGGAGAAGCUUUGCUACGUUGCGCUUGACUUUGAGCAGGAGUUGCAGACUGCUGCUCAGAGCUCUAGCUUGGAGAAGUCGUACGAGCUUCCUGACGGACAGGUGAUUACUAUUGGAAACGAGCGUUUCCGCUGCCCUGAGGCUUUGUUCCACCCGUCUGUGCUCGGACUUGAGGCGGCCGGAAUCCACGAGACUACAUUCAACUCGAUCAUGAAGUGUGAUCUUGAUGUGCGUAAGGAUUUGUACGGUAACAUUGUGAUGUCUGGCGGUACUACUAUGUACCCCGGAAUCGCGGACCGAAUGCAGAAGGAGAUCACUGCGCUUGCGCCUUCGUCGAUGAAGGUGAAGAUCAUCGCUCCCCCUGAGCGCAAGUACUCUGUGUGGAUCGGAGGAUCUAUUCUUGCGUCGCUGUCUACAUUCCAGCAGAUGUGGAUCUCGAAGCAGGAGUACGACGAGUCUGGACCUUCGAUUGUCCACCGCAAGUGCUUCUAAGGAGAUAAUCUCUUGAAGAUGAAAUGUUGAGAUUGUUAUGUUGAACUGUUAGAUGAUGAGAAUUGUGUUUUUCUAUUAUAUAUUAUUAGUAGUUAAGAUAUGAGAUAUUGCCAUAGCAGAUUAGAUAAAGUGUAGUAAGAUGGUAGAGAAGAGCAAAGAGAAAGCCGAAGCCGAUAUGGAGCCGAUGGUGCUUAUAAAUCUGGAGGAAGAGAAAAGCCGAGGAAGAAGGAAGAGGAGAGAGAGUAGAUAGAGGAGAAGAGAAGAGAAGUCUCGGGAUUUGCCCGCAGUGGCGAGACGAGUCUAGAUGUGAGUAGAGAAGAAGAGAAUAGAAGUAGUAUAAUGAAGCAGAUAUAUUGAAUAGAAGUAGUUGAUAGUAAUAGUAGU
Messenger RNA from Myxozyma melibiosi, 1665 nucleotides. RefSeq names its product actin. The record is from RefSeq and is a predicted model, not a curated record. NCBI's taxonomy places the organism in Eukaryota, Fungi, Ascomycota, Lipomycetes, Lipomycetales, Lipomycetaceae. Bases 154 to 1281 code for a protein of 375 amino acids. The transcript has 5 exons.